AUGGCGGCCGCUACGGGGACAAGCGAGAUACCCGGGGGCCCGAGGGCGGCAGAGCCCGAGGACGUGAGUGGCCUGCGCUGCCUGGAGCACAGCGACCGUGUGGCCGAGCUCUUCUGUCGUCGCUGCUAUCGCUGCGUGUGCGCGCUGUGUCCAGUGUUGGGCGCGCACCGUGGACACCCAGUCCGCCUGGCUCUGGAAGAGGCGGCACUUUUUUCCUUACACCCUCAUGUACAGAAACUCACCCAAGACGGUUUAAAGCAGUUGGCAACCAAGAAGCAACAAGAAAUUGAUAACAUAACCCACAUAGAAGACGCUGCUGAGAAGCUCAAGGUUCACGCAGAGUCAAGUAAAACCUGGUUGGCAGAGAAGUUCACAGAACUCAGAUUACUGCUGGAUGAAGAGGAAGUGCUGGCCAAGAAAUUCAUCGAUAAAAAUACACAACUUGCCCUGCAGGCAUACAGACAGCAAAUCGAGUCUUGUGGGAAGCACAUUGAUAGCAUGAGUGACCUCUCCCACAGGCUCUGGAAUAUCAGCCAGGAGACAGAUCCCGUACACCUGCUGCAGGCAUACUCAGCCACCAAGCAGGAGCUGCAGCAGCAGAUGAGUUCCGGGGAGCUGUACCACCCUGUGUCCCCCUCCUUUGAGCCCGUCAAGAGCCUCUUUAAGGGCCUCGUGGACACCAUGCAGAGUACAUUUCUGAUGCCUCUGGACGUUCGUCUUAAGGAAAACAUAAGUUGCCAGCUCAUGGACUCCUCCAGCACCAAACCAGGCACCUUGUUGAAAACAGGCCCCUCGCCAGAGCGGUCACUCUUCUUAAAAUAUGCGCGCACGCCCACGCUGGAGCCGGACACGAUGCACGCGCGCCUGCGCCUCUCGGCCGACCGCUUGACCGUUCGCUGCGGGCUGCUGAGCCGCCUGGGACCGACGCCCGCUCUGCGUUUCGACGCGUUAUGGCAGGUGCUGGGCCGCGACGGCUUCGCCGCGGGCCGCCACUACUGGGAGGUGGAUGUGCAGGAGGCGGGUGUCGGCUGGUGGGUGGGCGCGGCUUACGCCUCCCUGCGGCGCUGCGGCUCUUCGGCUUCGGCCCGCCUGGGCUGUAACCGCCAGUCGUGGUGCCUCAAGCGCUACGACCUUGAGUACUGGGCCUUCCACGACGGACAGCGCAACCGUCUCCAGCCCCGCGACGACCCCGAACGGCUGGGCGUCUUCCUUGACUACGAGGCUGGCAUCCUAUCCUUCUACGACGUGACGGGCGGGAUGAGCCACCUGCACACCUUCCGAGCCUCCUUCCAGGAGGCGCUUUACCCGGCCCUGCGGCUCUGGGAGGGCGCCAUCAGCAUCCCCCGGCUGCCCUAGGGCCAAGA
Molecule: messenger RNA, 1364 nt
Organism: Chrysochloris asiatica (Cape golden mole)
Lineage: Eukaryota; Metazoa; Chordata; Mammalia; Afrosoricida; Chrysochloridae
Gene: TRIM14
Product: tripartite motif containing 14
Exons: 6
Coding region: 1-1356 (451 amino acids)
Biological process (GO): innate immune response
Molecular function (GO): zinc ion binding; protein binding
Source: RefSeq, a predicted model, not a curated record